This is a messenger RNA of Linum trigynum, 1228 nucleotides long. NCBI's taxonomy places the organism in Eukaryota, Viridiplantae, Streptophyta, Magnoliopsida, Malpighiales, Linaceae. The record is from the annotation of a GenBank genome assembly.
CUCAUCCUUGCCUCCUCAAAUUCCCUUCAUCUUACACUUCCAUCUUUAUACUUCAUCCAUGGCUCCCACCAACCCUCAACUUCACCCUGCUGCUGUUUUCAAUAACAAAGGAUUUCAAAAUCCUGCUGCCUAUGAGAGGAAUCUGGGGUGGGAGUCACUGCUUGAGAACCAAAGGUUCAGUCACUGUCGGCUGUUCUAUGUCAACAUUAAGCAGGGUCGUGGUGCUGAACCUGUUCUGUUCACAACCCAAGUUUAUAACCAUGAGAUCACUGUCACUCCAACUCUCCUAGCGAGUCUCCUUGGCCUUCCCCAUUCUGGUCAUCAGGCUGGCUUCAAUGGACAGCGCAUUAGCUAUGCCUCUCUUGUGUUUGCUCACAUGUUGCGGUUUGGUGAUGGCAACUACAGUGGUCCUCUUCCUUUUGGCCCUUAUAUCACUAGACUCCUGUUUUGUCUGGGCAUAGAUCUUCGUGACAAGAUCACUGUGUGUGAUGUCCGAGAAGAACUUUGCCCAAAUCAUGUUCUCAAUCGGGUUGAUGCGGAUGUGGGACGACGUAAGCCUGUCUAUGGCUCAGGGGGAGAACUGUUCCAUUCUCACAUGAUCACUGCGCUGAUAGAUGCCGCAGUUGCUGCUGUGUCUAACGAGAUCAAGAAACACGACAGUAGCUCAGUAAAAAGGAUGGUUCCUGCUGAUCUACUGAUCUUUCAAGAUCGGUUGAAGAUGCUCAAGGCAACACAAGAUGAUCUACCUGUCUUAGAACCUUCUUUGGAUUCCGACACUGAAAGUGGAGACCCAAUUUCUGAUUAUGAUUCUCCUCCAGACUAUCCUUUCUGAUAAGAUACGUGUGCUAGCUUUGGGAGUGAACAAGGAAAGAAUGGACAAGAAGAACCGUUGGAAAUAAAGACUGGAAGAAGCAGGCUGCUAGCUUUGGGAGUGAACAAGGAAAGAAUGGAUUGCCGUAAACCAAAGAUGGAAAGGAGCGUCUUGGGAAUCAAAGAAGGAAAGAAGCUUGGUUUGUGGUGAUUAUAAUCAAUCAAUUACCAACGGGCAGAAAUCAAGAAGAAGGGGCUGAGUAUAAGUAACUCAGCCAGAGGCAGCUUGAAACCACUUUUCGGAAAUCAAAGUAACCAGGAGAGAUUAAGGAUAUUAGCUAGUGUUGUUUUGAUAAGGAAAGAGGGCUUGGCUGAUUCAGGGAGAAUUUUAGCACAAGUAUAAAGUGUUGGGAAACAC